This is a messenger RNA of Vespa velutina, 3362 nucleotides long. RefSeq names its product dnaJ protein P58IPK homolog B. Gene Ontology annotation, cellular component: cytoplasm. The transcript is spliced from 2 exons. Gene Ontology annotation, molecular function: protein binding. NCBI's taxonomy places the organism in Eukaryota, Metazoa, Arthropoda, Insecta, Hymenoptera, Vespidae. The record is from RefSeq and is a predicted model, not a curated record. The coding region runs from base 1122 to 2012 and encodes 296 amino acids.
AAGGAUGCCGACAAAGGUGAAACGUUCAACAAAUAUUAUAGAGGCUAAGAUAAGAGUAGACGAGGCUGCGGUUCAUGUAAAAAGUGAAAAUUACAAUGAAGCUAUGCUUUUAUAUAAUCAGGUAAAUAAAUACAAUUGUAGAUAAAUAAUAAGCGUAAUAUCAUAAGCGUUUUAAUCUCGGGAGUAAGGAAGAAUAAUAAAAAUAAAAUGACAGUGACAAUUGAUAAUGAGAAAAUGAAGAAAAAGAAAACAAAUAGAAUUGUACAAAAAAAAAAAAAAGAAAAGAAAAGAAAAGAAAAGAAAAGAAGAAGAAGAAGAAGAAGAAGGAAGGAAAAAAAGAGAAACUAAAAAAAAAUAAAAUGUUUGAAUUUAUAUUAAUGAUACAAAAUGUGUCACGAACAGAUUAAUCGUCGAUAAAUUAAAUUACAAUGAAAUAAUAAGAAAUAAAUUAAUUACAAAUAAUAUUAUAAAUUUGACGUAUCUAUGUGAGAAAGGAAAAAAAUAAGAUAAGAUAAAUAAAUAUAUUUAAAGAUUUAACAAAAAUAUAUUAAAAAUGAUUAAAAGGACAUAAAAUACAACAAUUUUCUCAAUUAAUGAAUGAUCAUUAAACAUCAAUUAUAUAGAAUAUAUAUUUACCCUUUCGUGAGUAACAGUAUCACUUAAACGUAACCCAGAAGGGUGUCCAAUAGCUACUGAUUUUGGAAUAGAAGGUGCAAGGCUAUUUAAGGAAAAUUCAUAUAUGUAUGUAUAUACUUAGUUACACGUCACAUAUAGGGACGUGUGGAAUAUGACGUGUUGUUGACUGUUUCUAAGGCAACAAGCCACCUGUAAAGGUGUCGAUAAUCACACGUACCAAUGGUUUUAACCCACAGGUGUAUUAUGGAGUAUCGUGUUAAUUGUACAAAAUGGUUCUUGGCUAGAUAAAUUCGUUUGUUGUAUUUUAAUAAUUAAUUUAUAAUAUAGAAAAUUAAAUAUCGCGUAUUUAUUAUGUAUACGUGGCGUAUUUAACUUUUAAAGGAAAAAAGAAAAAAGAAAAAAGAAAACAUUGUGUAAAAAAAUAUUAUUACUAAGAUACAAGUAAAGUAAACGAGUAAUACGAAGAAGAAAAAAGAAAAAAGAAAAUGAGUGAGAUAAAUAACGAGUAUAAUACAUCAAUAUUUAAUUCUGUGGAAUUACAAGUAAACGAUAUAUUAAAUCCUACGUUACACGAACACAGUCUUUUACAAAGUUUCGUAAGUAUUGGCGUCGAUGAUAUUGAUACGAAGGAAUCCAACGAAGAAUUUAAGAAUGUAAAUAAGAAAAUACAUACGAGGCAUUGCCUUGGAAAAAAUGAAGAAAAUGAUGAUGUUGAUAAUCGAGAAUCGGCUGAUGGUGGUGAUACAAAUAAAAUAAAAAAAACGAAUAAACGAUUUAUACGAAAAACUGAUACAUCAUUCAUACAAGUUCAAGUGCAAAUGCAUAAAUCUCGAAUAAAACAGAGAAACAAUGUUACUCAACGUCAGGAAGAAGUUUAUACGGAUAAAGAUCGUGCCGCUGCCGUUAAUAUGGGCAGCAAAGAUAUUAAACAAUCCUUAAAGCAAAAAAAGCGAUUAGACCGUAUUAAAAGCCCAUUACUUUCAGAUGUGGCAGAGCCGGGUUCUAUUUUAGAAUUAGGAAAACGAGAAAUGCGACUUGGCAAUGUCAAUGUCGCAUUUAAUUUUAUAAAUAAGGCAUUGGAAUUGAGUCCUAAUGAUAUUAACGCAUUGAUAGCACGAAGCAGAUGUUAUCUUUUAUUGGGCAAUCCACAAAAUGCAUUGCAGGAUGCUGAAACUGCAUUGCAAUGUAAAUUAAAAGAUUCGAUAAAUGCUCGUGCGGUCUAUUAUAAAGCCGAAGCUUUAUAUUAUCUUGGAGAUUUUGAGAUGAGUCUGGUAUAUUAUUAUCGUGGAAUGAGAAUGAGACCAGAAUUUGGACAAUUUCGACUGGGAGUACAGAAAGCGAAAGAUGCGAUACGAAAUAUAUUAAAUCAUGAUUAAACAGUAAUUAUUGUAAUAUUUAAUUUUAAUUAUUAUAUCUGUUUUUUAUAAAAUUUAGAAUUUAAUUACAUCUUAUUCGAAACAUUUGUUCAUAGUAAUGUACGUUCGACGAUUUGUUUGAUUGAAUUGUUUUAAUAAUAGAAUGCCUAUGUAAAGACAAUUUCUAUCGACAGAUAAUAUUUACAUGCACACGUGAGAAGAACCCCUGCAGGUAGAUAACCGUAUAUACAUAUAUGUAUAUCCUAUCGACGAUUGAAAUUCAAAGCUCUAUUUGUAAUAUCAAAAUCAAUUUUGAAUCUAUGACUGUUGUAGUAUGCUAUAUAAUUUUUAUAUAAGUAAGAUGCACAAUUCAAUUAAAAGAAUUACAUGCAUAUUAGUGCGAAUUAAACUAUAUGUAACUUUAUAACAUUUUUAAUAAAAUUAAAUUUAUAAUAAAAAAAAGUUUCUCUAAAUGUAUAUAAAAUAUUAUUUACUUAUAUUAAGGUACAUGUAUAUCGUAUUAUUAAGAUGUAUAUUUCGUGAAUUAGAAUCUACUUUAAGAUGAAUAAAAUAUUCAUUCAAAGAUGUACGUUGUUUGAAAAAUUAAUGUUAGAUUAUUUCCUUUAGAAUCAAUAAUCCAUAUGUGAUAAUAUAAUUUUUAAAUUUGGUGCAAACGAAACUGACCUAUCUAGAUGGCAGGUGAAAUGUUUUUCUUUGUAGUAUACUAUGGUAACAUGCGUCAAUAAAAUCGAAGUCCCAAACAACAUUUAUAUCGAAUAUAUCAUAUUUAAAUAGAAUAGAAAAACGAUUCUAGCAAUGAUUGGAAAACAAAUAAUUGGAGCUAAUUUUAAUAAAUUUAAUUGCUAAAGCUGAUAAUGAUCUUUCGGUUUUAAAGAUUCAUUAUCCAAGCUUGCAUAUGUACAUAUGUAUAUAUAGAUAUAUUAAAUUAUUAGCAUUGAAAUAAUAGAGGAAGACUUCACAUAGAUAAAAAGAAUUCCUCUUUAAGGCUUUUUUUUACGAACUUUAGAACUUCAACGACAAGUAUGGGCAAAAUUUGAAUAACAAGCGCGAAAGGAGAACAAUGCGUAUAUGAAAACAAUUAAAAAUCAAUGAGAAUAAUGAAGAAAUUAAAAUCUUUCAGAGCGUUUAUCUAAGGAAUUAUUUUAGAGGUCUAUAAUAUUAUUUCUGCUUAUCUUUAAUAAUUAAUUUAUCUACUGAAAUAUGAUUAGGAAUGUAAAUAUUUUAAUUUUCAAUUAAAAUUAGACAGAAAAGAUUUUAGAAAAGCAAUAUGCAGCCAUUCGCCCAGUAGUACUUGCGCUAUAUAAUUUAAAAUAAGAUUUCGAUAAAUCGCAAGUAUUACCGACCCAGGUC